GACCCCGUGACUGAUAAUACCACCCAGUCUAUUAUUUAUUUAUUUUUUCUCUUAGCCUUUUCCACUGGCGGCUGAGGGGAAUUUGUAGGAGUGCGCGCGCGCGUUCCUGUGAUCGGUUGUGAGCUUUCUUCACCAACCUGUCGGCCUGGUGAUGGCGGGGGAAUCAAACCAUCCCCGCUCGCUCCGUUGCAUGUGCGUACGGUACAGAAUGUAGUAGGUCACACGGAAGGUUUGAGCGGACGCCUGUUUGCAUGGAGCAGAUGGACGGACGCGCGUCUCCGCACCGUGUGGCUGUGCGACUCGCGGCUGUACUGCAGCAGGCGGAGGGAUACACGGCUCCCCUCCCUCUCCGUCCCGUCAUUACAUCCCUGCCACCGAAAAUAACUUGGCUCGACGGGCUUCCCCGGCGCAAAUGAGGCUCGGGCAAAUUUUUUUAGAGGUGGAUAGGAUGCGUUUGAAUUACUUCCUUCCAGUAUUGGUUUUAUACCGGAAUACUUCCGAUCGUUUGGCGGCAGGAUACGAGAAUCAAUAGGUCAUAAACGCAAGCAAUUUUGCGCAUAGAAAAAUGCUGGAGGAACUCAGCAAGUCCAGCGUUUGCAUUAUGUGGUAGUAAGUUGUAAGGCUUUAAACCAAUAUCCUGAAGGCCCGAAAUAUCGAUUAUUUAUUCAUUUCCGUAGUUGUUGCCUGACCCGCUGUGUUCCUCCAGUAUUAUGCGUGGUUCCUUGAUUGACCGACAGCUGGUUUGUCCAAUAGAUAAUGCGGUGGCUAGCUCGGAAUUCCGAUGUAACCAAUCAGUAUGUAGGGGGCAGGACGUCAAUUAGGCUGAAAGGCAAAAAACUGGUUGACAAAAAAUGGAAGAACGAUUCGUGAAUACCCAACUGUGAUAGACAAGGAAGCAAAUUGAGGAGCUAAUGACGGAGGGACUCAGUAAUUAAUGUUCUGGCGAAACUGAACGAUUGAAAUAGUGUUCUAAGGAGGAAUGUAGGGCCAGAAAGAUGGCAUCUGCCGUUGACCUGUUGCUCCGGUAGGCGAAUUGCAAAGCGUCGAGGUUGACCGAUGCAGUUUGUCUUGCUGAGCACUUUCAGUACAGUUGGCCUUCCCUGUUCACGGGUUCUGCAUCCGCGGAUUCAGCCAACCACGGAUCAAAAAUAUUCGGGAAAAAAUUCCAGGAAGUUCCAAACAGUAAAACUUGAACUUGCCGAGCACUACGUUGAAUCCACGCGAAUGAAGUGAUGUGUAGGCAUACCGAGCUGUAGCCUCCCGCCAUUUCACAGAUUCUCAGUCUCUCUCUAGCACUUGUUGUUUGAGCAUUGUUCGCCUCGCGUCUCGUUCGUUCGCUACUUGUGUUGUGCACCCUUUGUUUCUGUGAAAAAAAAUGGCUCCUAAAAAGCAAUUAAGUGGUCAAAGCAAUUCCUCAAAGGCUAAGAGGGAGCGUAAAGUGCUAUCUCUUGCCGAGAAAAUAAAAAUCUUAGAUCUUUUGAAAAGUGGCAUGUCGCUCUCUGAAGUGGGCCGUAAGGUUGGUAAGAACGAAUCAAGCAUUCGCACAAUAAAGCAGAAAGAAGCUGAAAUUCGUGGAAGUGUUAGUGUUACCCCUACAACGGCAAAAAUGGUCUCUCUGGUUCGUGAUAAAGUGCUUGCAAAGACUGAGAAAGCAUUAAGUGUGUGGCUAGAGGACAUGUCACAGAAGCAUAUCCCUGUUGAUGGCAAAACUAUUCGUGAAAAAGCACUUAGCCUCUAUGAGCACUACUGUGAGGGGGUUGAGGAGAGCGAGAGGAAGGAGUUUAAGGCUAGUAAGGGAUGGCUGGCUAGCUAUGUAAAGCGCUACAGCCUCAAGAACUUAAAGCUCACAGGAAAAUCGGCAUCAGCGUUCCCAGAAGAUCUCAAGAAACUCAAAAAGAAAGGCUACGUUCCAGAGCAAGUAUUAGGAAAUAUGGCACAAGUUGCAACUACACCAGUUAUAAAUGAAGAACCCUCUGGUGCCAAAAAUCUUCUGGCAGUAAGGUUCCUUAUAUCAGCACUGGAGUCGAUGUGCCAGGAAAUUGCAAAGUCAAAAGCUGAAGUGGCAUGUAUUGCUGUAUAUGAGAAAGAUAUAUUUGUGGUGGGGACUGAACGAGGAAGAUCUUUCAUUGGAAACCGAAAGGAUUUUCAAACUGACUUUGUGAAAUACUUGGAAACAAAACAGCCAACUAGGAAGGAGAACACACAGAUGCCUCCUGGAGGCUUUGUUCCAGUUAAGGUGAAAACUGAGCCAUGUGAUGAUAACCAACCGAGUACAUCAGUUGAUCCGGUCCCAGUCAAAGUUGAAACAGAAGACCCUGAUUAUUAUCAAUACAGUGUUCAAGGGCUAGGUGUGACAAUUUCAGAUGUCAUUGAUACUACAAGACCUUCCCAAUUAAAGUCUUUCAAAGGAGGAGAGUUGCCGAAUGAAGCCAAUGCAUCAAGUGAAGAGACUGAAGAGGAGUUUACAGCAGAUGAUCCAAAGCAGCAAGAGCUUUCUGAAACUAGUGACUACCCAGAAGUAGAAGUUACUAUUGAAGAUGAUGAAUAUUUCCCACCAAAUAAGCGACCAAAGAGUACUGUACAGGCAACAGAUGCUGGGGCCACAGUGAAGUGGAAAAAUAGAGAAUUCAAUUUUGAGCAAUCCAAUGCUAGGAUUACUGAUUUAAGAAAACAAGUGGAAGAACUCUUUGAAAGAAAAUAUGCUGAAGCAACUCUAGCUACUGGACCGGUUGUGAUCCCAUAUCCACUCUUCCAGUCCAAUUCUGAAGAUCUUUGUGUUGAUGGCUUACCUGAAGGGAUUCCAUUUAGGAGGCCGUCCACCUAUGGAAUUCCAACAUUAGAAAGAAUCCUUCUAGCAAAAGACAAGAUAAAAUUUGUUAUAAAAAGCUUGCUCGGAAUGUCAGAUACACCAGUAAGGAAACAAAAGCAUUCAAGUGAUGAGAGAAGCACCAAAGAUUUUCAAGAAUGGUGGAGUGAAAGAUUUGGCAUGAUUAAAAAGGGUGAUAAAGCAUUCUGCAUCUUUUGUUCUGAAACAGUGGUGUGCAGGACUUCCUGUGUGAAGUGGCAUUAUGAAACUCUUCACAAGCAACUCUGCAAUAAGAGUGAGCAAGAACAAAAAGAACACAUUUCUCGAGAAAUCUGCAACAAACAAAUGCAGUCAAAUAUUUUGAUGUCGUUCAUUUCAGAUAGUUCCAAUUUAGUUGCUGCUAGUUUUGAGGUUUCAAAGGUUAUUGUUAAACAUGGAAAACCACUCAGUGAUGGGGAAUAUGUAAAAGAAUCAUGGCUAGAAUGUGCUCCUUUCCUUUUUAACGGUUUUCUAGAAAAAGAAAAAAUUAUUCAGCGCAUUAAGGGUUUGCCAGUGAGCAGUAACACGAUAGAAGAAAGAAUAUUAAUGAUGGGAACAAACGUAGCAGAACAACUAACAAAAGAUAUUAGUUCAUGUAAAUUUCUUUCCAUUUGUCUUGAUGUGAGCAUUGAUGUUAUAUCGCCAGCUAGGCUAGCCAUCAUUGCUAGAUUUUGUAGGGAUGAUGAAAUAUGCGAAGAACUGGUUAACUUGGUAAUGUUACCUGAACACACCACAGGGAUUGAAAUCUGUAAGGCAGUAGUAAAGGCAUUGUCUGGUCGACAAGUUAACCUUUCUAAAAUAGUUUCUGUGACAACUGAUGGUGCACCUAGCAUGAUUGGUGAAGAGGCAGGUUUUGUAGAUCUGCUUGAAAAUGAUGUUGGACAUCCACUGAUAGGCUUUCAUUGCAUAGUACACGAGGAGUCUCUGUGUGCGAAAGCUGCCCUUAAGGAACUUAAAGAAGUGAUGAAAAUUGUAACCAAGGUAAUUAAUUUUAUUUCUGGGCAUCCUUUUAAUAAAAGACAAUUUCAGAAUUUAUUGAGCGAGGUGCAGUCAGUGUACACAGGACUAUUUACAUUCAAUAGUGUUCAGUGGCUUAGAAGAGGUUCUGUCCUGAAAUGCUUUGUUGAGUGUUUGGAUGAAAUUCAUCUAUUUUUGACAAGUGAAAAAUUUGCUUGUCAAGAAUUAUACGACAUUGUGUGGAUUUGUAAAUUGAUGUUUUUUGCAGAUUUCUCCUCACAUUUAAGUGAUUUGAGCACCAAAUUACAGGGAUGUGGCAAAACGCUUGAUGUCAUGUUUGAUAAUAUAAAGGCCUUUGAAAUCAAACUGGAAGUAUUUAAACGUGAUGUGGAAAACGGCACUUUUAAAUAUUUCCCUAACCUAAAAAAACAUAUGACAGCCGUUGAAAUUCCAGAAAAGACAGACAUUCAGAGCCUUCAAAUACAAUUUUUGAGCAUCAUUGAUUCAACUGCUGAACACUUUUCUUUCAGAUUCACUAAAUUCAGGUUGUUUGAAGAAACUGCAAAAUUCAUUAAGUAUGCAGACUGUGUUACAAUAGACAAACUGAAUUUAGAAAUAUUACAGUGGAUUGAUUUGGGUAAUUUUGAAAUGCAAUUGAUUGAUUUACAAAGCAGCUCAAUUUGGAGGCAAAAAUUUGUUGACUUAAGAGUUGAACUAGAAAAUAUUGAAAGAGAUCGGUUAGUGACUGGAUCAAAGCUUAAAAAUCCAGACAAUGAGAUUCUGAAGCUCUGGAAUUCCAUUCCUGAAACUUUUAACUGUCUGAAAGAUCUUGCUAUGGCAAUAUUAACAGUAUUUUCAUCAACAUAUUUAUGUGACUCAUUAUUUUCAAUGAUGAACUUGGAGUCUAAUUAUUGGAAUCGACUUAAUGAUGAAAUUAGUGCUACGUGCAUAGCCCUUAAGACAACCAAAUACAAACCGGAUGUAAAACAUUUGUCAUCGUUAGUGCAGCAACAAAAAUGCCACUGAGUAAAGUGUGUUUAUUUUUCUUUCCUUGAGCUUUUGUAAGUAUGCAGCAAAGCUUAUAAUUUCAUGUUCACAUUUCUUAUGAAGUACAAUAACAAUACUAUUUAGAAAUAUUUUCAAUUGUCUUUUUGAAAUAUUAAAAAUAUUUUG
Mobula hypostoma (lesser devil ray) is the source of this 4975-nucleotide messenger RNA. Its product is annotated as general transcription factor II-I repeat domain-containing protein 2-like. The transcript has 16 exons. Gene Ontology annotation, molecular function: DNA binding. The coding region runs from base 1376 to 4828 and encodes 1150 amino acids. The record is from RefSeq and is a predicted model, not a curated record. Lineage: Eukaryota; Metazoa; Chordata; Chondrichthyes; Myliobatiformes; Myliobatidae.